This is a messenger RNA of Rotaria socialis, 420 nucleotides long. Lineage: Eukaryota; Metazoa; Rotifera; Eurotatoria; Philodinida; Philodinidae. The record is from the annotation of a GenBank genome assembly.
AUGUCGGACACCGAGAUGGACGAGACGCCACGCGCCUCGGAUGAAGUCGACUUGAACAAGUCGUUACAAGAAGUACUUAAAUCAGCUGCACGCAAUGAUGGUCUUGCACGAGGUUUACGAGAAUCGGUCAAAGCUUUAGAUCGACGUGAAGCUCAUCUUUGUGUAUUAGCGUCAAAUUGUGACGAACCGAACUAUGUUAAAUUAAUUGAAGCAUUAUGUGCUGAACAUAAUAUCAAUUUGUUGCGUGUUGACGACAAUAAAAAAUUAGGUGAAUGGGCUGGUUUAUGCAAACUAGACAAAGAUGGCAAAGCACGAAAAGUUGUUCGUUGCAGUUGCUGUGUUGUUCGUGAUUUCGGUGAUGAAACACAAGCUCAUGAUCAAUUAUUGGAAUUCAUGAAGAAAAACAAACAACAAGCAUAG